Otolemur garnettii (small-eared galago) is the source of this 1948-nucleotide messenger RNA. It is a transcript of the gene PPID, whose product is annotated as peptidylprolyl isomerase D. NCBI's taxonomy places the organism in Eukaryota, Metazoa, Chordata, Mammalia, Primates, Galagidae. Gene Ontology annotation, molecular function: peptidyl-prolyl cis-trans isomerase activity; protein binding. Gene Ontology annotation, biological process: protein folding; protein peptidyl-prolyl isomerization. The coding region runs from base 88 to 1200 and encodes 370 amino acids. The record is from RefSeq and is a predicted model, not a curated record. The transcript is spliced from 11 exons.
CCCAGAGAGUGGCGCUCUAGAGCUUGAGCUGCGGGUGUUUGCCGCGAGGUGUCUGGAUCCCGCUUCCUAACGCAUCUGUAUGUGGAUAUGUCGCACCCGUCCCCCCAGGCUAAGCCCUCCAACCCCAGUAAUCCCCGGGUCUUCUUUGACGUGGACAUCGGAGGGGAGCGAGUUGGUCGAAUUGUCUUAGAAUUGUUUGCAGAUAUCGUACCCAAAACUGCAGAAAAUUUUCGUGCAUUAUGUACAGGAGAAAAAGGGAUUGGAUCUACGACUGGGAAACCUCUCUAUUUCAAAGGAUGCCCUUUCCAUCGAAUUAUUAAAAAAUUUAUGAUUCAGGGUGGAGAUUUCUCAAAUCAGGAUGGAACCGGUGGAGAAAGUAUUUAUGGUGAAAAAUUUGAAGAUGAAAAUUUCUAUUAUAAGCAUGAUCGCGAGGGUUUAUUGAGCAUGGCGAAUGCAGGCCGAAAUACAAAUGGUUCUCAGUUCUUUAUCACAACAGUUCCAACUCCUCAUUUGGAUGGGAAACAUGUGGUGUUUGGCCAACUAAUUAAAGGACUAGGUGUGGCAAGGAUACUGGAAAACGUAGAAGUACAAGGUGAAAAACCUGCCAAAUUGUGCAUUAUUGCAGAAUGUGGAGAAUUGAAGGAAGGGGAUGAUUGGGGAAUAUUCCCCAAAGAUGGCUCUGGCGACAGUCAUCCAGAUUUCCCUGAGGAUGCGGAUAUCGAUUUAAAGGAUGUAGCUAAAAUUUUAUUAAUAACAGAAGACUUAAAAAACAUUGGAAAUAAUCUUUUCAAAGCCCAGAACUGGGAGAUGGCCAUUAAAAAAUAUGCAAAAGUUUUAAGGUACGUGGAUGGUUCAAAGGCUGUUAUUGAGAAAGCUGACAGAUCUAAACUACAACCUAUAGCUUUAAGCUGUGUACUGAAUAUUGGUGCUUGUAAACUGAAGAUGUCGAAUUGGCAGGGAGCGAUUGACAGUUGUCUGGAGGCUCUUGAAAUAGACCCAUCAAAUACCAAAGCUCUAUACCGCAAAGCUCAAGGAUGGCAGGGAUUAAAAGAAUAUGAUCAAGCAUUGGCUGAUCUUAAAAAAGCUCAGGAGAUAGCACCAGAAGAUAAAGCUAUCCAGGCAGAAUUACUGAAAGUCAAACAGAAGAUAAAGGCACAGAAAGACAAAGAGAAGGCAGUAUAUGCGAAAAUGUUUGCUUAAUAAGGAUUGUUUUGUUUAAAUAUUACAUGUUAACGGUAUAAAGGUAAUAGGAAAUGUAAGGGGCUUUGUCUGUUCAUAUGACCCUAAUGUGUUUCCUUUGACACCUCAGUUCCCUGUUGUUUACAGUUGAGGAGUACUGAUAGGGGUUUACUCUUAAUAAAAAUGUUUCAGUGCAUUAAAGUUUUUUUUAAAUGGUCAUCUGCAUUAUUUACAAAGAAUAAUGGUGUCUAGUUUGUUUUUAAACUCCUGAAGACACUUGUUGAAUAAAUAGAUGAAAGCUUAAGUUUCUAUUUUUGUAUUGUUUCCCUCAAUUCUUUGAUGUAUCUGUGGUUAGUUUGCAUUGGUGUUUUACACUUGUAGAUAACAAAUGUAUACCUGUUCAGGGUGGCCAGACUUUUUUGGCCAAGGGCCAGAUAAUAUUUAGGUUUUGUAUACCAUCAGUCUGUCACAACUACUCAAUUCUGCAGUUGUAACUCAAAAUUAGCCAUAAACAUUGUGUAAUCAGUGGGUAUGGCUAUAUAUCAAUAAAACUAUAAUAUGCAGUGAGCUGGAUAUUGACCUCUGGUUUAUCACAACUACUCAAUUCUGCAGUUGUAACUCAAAAUUAGCCAUAAACAAUGUGUGAUCAGUGGGUAUGGCUAUAUUUCAAUAAAACUAUAAUACGCAGUGAGCUGGAUACUGACCUCUGGUUUAGAAUAUAUGUUCAUUUUCAUGUUUGAGACUUAAAUUUGGAAAGUCAAGUGUAUAA